CAACCAAAGAAAACUGCUGCGCCUGUGAAAGCAGUUGUAGAUGAGGUAGUGUCAAAGGCAGAAGAAAAACUGGAGGAAGUACCAGUCGUUAAAAAAUUCCGAAAAGCCAGAAAGAGCGAUGAGGAGCAAAAAGAAGAACAACCAACUAAAAAACCAAGAGGAAAGGCUGGACGGAAAGCAUCACAGGUUGAGGAAGUGGAACCUCCAGAAGUGAAAGAAGAAGUCAAACCAGCGGAGUCAACUGAAACAGAAGAAGUGAAGCCUGGCAAAGCAAGGAGAGCAAAAGAAACACCAAAGGAAGUGCCUAAGCGGAAGAAGAAAGUAAGAUUCCAAAUAGAGGAAGAAGAACCACAAGAGGAAGAAGUAAAAGAGGAACCAGAAGAGGAGAAGGAAGAGGAAUUAAAGCAACGUAAAGUGGAAGAAGAAGAGGAACACAGAGAGGAAGAAGAAAAGCAGCAGAAAGAGCAGGAAGAAGCAGAGCAGCAGAAAGAGCAGGAAGAAGCAAAGCAGCAGAAAGAGGAAGAGGAAGCAGAAGAGGAGGAAGAAGAAGAAAUAGUGAAAGAAGAAGUACCAAAAGAGGCCGCUAAAGAGGAACGAGUAGUAAAGGAAAAAACCACUACAGAUGCAUUGGAAGAUAUGAUCGAGCAGAUACAUCAUCAGCAUGAGAUCCAGCAUAAGAAAGAAUACUGCAAAUAUCGCAAAUCAUGCUAUUCUAGUGGAAAGAAACCCAAAAUCGAUUCUUCAGUUGUAGGAAUCAUUUCUUCUUUUGGGGAGCAAUUAGAGAAAGCAUACGAACAGGAAGAGGACGCGAUUUUGCGCACGAGGAACGAGUUGGACAAGAAGCUCAUGUGCAAAUACCGGAAAUCAUGCUACGAAACUGGCAUUCUGCCAGAAAUAAAGAAACCAAUCGUAGUAGACGACGACUCGAUGGCAUUCAAGGUAGGCUUGUCUAAACACCUACAAUGUAAAUAUAGGAAGAGUUGCUAUGAGAAAAACGGUCUGAAGCCCCUUCAUCACGAAGCUGAAGAAGUAGAGGAGAAGCGCAAACCGGAACACGCAAAAAUCGAAGAGGUUAAGGAAACAAUAAGCGAAAUAGCCAGCGAGGGAAAGAGGUCGCCAAAAGUGGACCGUCAACCAGUCGAACAACAAAAACAAGCAGAACCUGGAAAGAAGGAAGAGGAAUGCAAACCAGGAACCGCAUGCUAUAUAUCAGCUGCACCCAAAACCUUGAAAGAGGACCACGCAGGAAGCAUGGCUCGGAUAGGC
Cylicostephanus goldi is the source of this 1266-nucleotide messenger RNA. Lineage: Eukaryota; Metazoa; Nematoda; Chromadorea; Rhabditida; Strongylidae. The record is from the annotation of a GenBank genome assembly.